GCCAUGCAAGACAGAGGGCAUUAAUUAAGACAACACCCCCCCAACAUGAAAUGCUGAGGCGCACCCAAUUACCUCGUUUGUUUAUGCAGGCAUCUUUCAGCUCCCGACGAGCGCAAGCGGCCUCUGCUAGCUCCUCCGUUUCACGCCUACGUGAUCUUCCUCGUCUGCCUGUCCCCGGUCUACAUCAAACGCUGCAGAAAUACCUGAAAUCGCUGGAACCAUUUCUGCUGGAAGAUGAAGCUCGGGGUGGCCCAUCCUUUCGGGAAGCUUACGAGAAACGAGCAGAGUGGGUGGAAGACUUCGAGCGAGGCAUAGGCGCGGUAUGUCAAGAGCGUUUACUUGCACUUGACAGAGCAUCUCCGACCAAUUGGCUGGAUGACAACUUCUGGAUGAAAAAAGCUUAUCACGAAUGGCGGGCACCACUUUUGGUGAAUUCGAAUUGGUGGCUGGCGUUCCACAACGAUCCCAACGUGCCUGAAGACGUAAUACAUGGACGUAUACCGACUCGAAACAUUGGGUACACGGACUGGCAAGUACGUAGGGCGAGCUGGCUUGUACAUCGGAUACUGGAAUGGAAGGCUCGUUUGGAACGGCAAGACUGUCAUUCUGACAACACGCGUGCAGGUAUCUGGCUUCGAGAUACCGCAGGCAAGAUGUUCAAUAUCGCUAGGUUGCCACGUCCGGGUUCUGAUACCCUAUCAUCUUUCCCAACUCCGGGCGACCAUGAUGCUCGCAAGCUCAUCGUUCAUGCAUAUGAUUGGCUGUAUGCGAUUGAAGUGCUUGACGAGAACAUGCAGUCGCUUCCUCCGGCAUUGAUUGAACGUCGGCUAAAGGCGAUAGUCGCCGACGUUGAGAGGCGGCUCGCCCGUGGUGAGCGUGCUGUGCCGGUCAGUGUUCUUACCACCGAUGAGAGGGACCGGUGGACAGAGGAUCAAGACCAUCUUCUGUCUCUUUCUCCGAUCAACCAUAGCAUCCUUCGCACGAUCAAUCAUUCCCUCUUCGCCCUCAGCCUUGAUCAUUACACUUACGUGCUCCCAUCCGCUUCAUCAGACGCAAAAUUACUGCUUCCCGAACCAUGCACUACACCGGAUAUCACAGCACAUCUCCACAACGUGCGCUCCGGGCCGUCGACGCGCCCAGGGCACAAUCGCUGGUACGACAAGCCGUUUACCCUCAUCGUCGAGUCGAACACUCGAGCGGGCGCACUAGGCGAGCAUUCUCCAUGCGAUGCGUUGGUGCCGAGUAUUGCUGCAGAGUACGCAGUCGUGGAGGCCAUCGAUAGGGAUGCAUUUGUGCAGAGCGAAAGGCUGGAUGGUUUAUCGACAGGAUGGGAGCGCCUCGACUGGGUCGUCGACGAACGAAUACAGCGGGAGUGCACGGAAGCCGAGCGGAGAGCGAAGAGGAUUGUGGAUGACUCGGAUGACGGGAUCUUGUGGUUUGAUGCAUAUGGAGCCGAAUGGAUCAGAGACGCUGCGCGUCUUUCACCUGACGCGUACAUUCAGAUGGCCCUCCAGCUAGCAUGGUAUCGGACGCGUGGUUGUUUCACAGCGACGUAUGAGACCGCACUCACGCGACUCUUCAAGAAUGGACGCACGGAGACCAUUCGCACGCUGACAACUGACAGCCGUGCCUUCGUGCUCACGAUGACUGACCCACACAGUCUCGCUCGGACGCGGCAUGGACUGCUGCUUCGUGCGGUAAAGACCCACACCAACUUGACACGACACGCGGCGACCGGUCGCGGGAUCGAUAGACACCUGCUCGGGCUGCAGAUGAUGCUGCGAUCCUCCGAUGAGGAGCAUCACAUCCUCUUCGACGACGAACUCUUCACGCGAAGUCAGACAUGGAAGCUGAGUACCAGUGGUUUGAGUGCUGGUCACCAAUUCCGAGGGACUGGUUUUGGUGCUUCGUACCCUGAUGGGUAUGGGAUCAAUUACCUUGCAGAUUCUGCCGUGAUCAAGUUCGGCAUUGAGUCAAAAUUCUCCAGUUCUCAGACAUCAACGGAGCUAUUCAAAUCAGCAAUCACUCAGGCCUUAGAGGACUUGAGAUCUUUAUGUACAAAUGUUCUUACUGCACACCUGUGAUAGAGGGGUUUUUUACUCAUUGCAUUAGUUGCAUACAGUUCUAGACACAGAAAUAUGGUGGUUAUUCUAAUAAUCACCAUUCUCAAUGUCAUCCAAGC
Messenger RNA from Laetiporus sulphureus 93-53, 2182 nucleotides. Its product is annotated as acyltransferase ChoActase/COT/CPT. Gene Ontology annotation, molecular function: acyltransferase activity. Bases 51 to 2084 code for a protein of 677 amino acids. The transcript has 9 exons. The record is from RefSeq and is a predicted model, not a curated record. Lineage: Eukaryota; Fungi; Basidiomycota; Agaricomycetes; Polyporales; Laetiporaceae.